CCUCAACCCUCAAGAGCCCCACGCCUCGAUGGGUUCUGGGCUUUGGCGCUCCCCAUUCUCCGUCACUGCUGCCCCGCUGGCUGCGCUCUGCCUCCGUUCCUGCGCGCCGGCGCCGCUCAACGACUCCCCGGGCUCCGGUCUGCAUCUUAAAGGAGAUUUUCUUAUAUUUUGGUGAAGAUGAAGAGAACUCAAAGGGCACAGUCAAGAAAAACCAACUCAUGGUGGUGGGGUAGCCAUAUUAGUCCGCAAAACUCUAAGUGGCUCUCUGAGAAUAUAGAAGUUAAGGACUGUGAUCUUCUAUGCUUGUCAAACAACCAGACAGUGUUGUUCUUUGCUAUACAUGGUGAUCUGUAGCGGCUCAGUCCUGCAUGGUUUAGAUACUUAUUAGUCUUCACUCUAACUAGGCAUGCCAGGUUGUUUUCUGAAUAUAAUGUUCUUUUAAAUGAACAGAAAUGGAGAAGCAAGUAAAAGAGAUGCUGGGGUUCGUUGAGGAUGAAGGUGAAUUCUCUGCAGAAAAGGCUGAGGCGUAUUACCAGAAACGCCCUUUGCUUAUUACUCAUGUCAAGAACUUCUAUCACAUGUAUCGUGCUCUUGCUGAGCGGUAUGACAGUGUGACUGGAGAACUGCGCAAAAAUAUUCCAUCAAGUCUGCAAUCACAUGGUUCUUUUGGUAUCUCUGAAUCAGAUUCUGAGACACAAUCUUCUUCUCCGUCUCCAGAGUCUGACAUGCAAGAAAAGAUGCCGCAGCAAAAGCAAAACCCCCUACCAGAUUUCUCUGAUGUUUCAAUUGGCUCUGGUGUAAGCUCUGAAGUUUUCAAGAAAGGGAGUGAAUCUUCGGAAUCUGAUUCAGAGCUUGAAGAGGCCAAAGAGAAAAAUGGCAGUAUUUUUUAUGCCUUGAGCCAAAAAAUUAUUGAGCUAGAAGACGAGCUUCAUGAAGCAAAGGAAAAACUUGACGCUUUAGAGGAAAAGAACAUGCAUUGCCAAUGUGAUUUUGGUACCGACUCAAAAGUUUCUGAACAUGAGGAAAACCUGCAGAGUUCAGAUAUGGAAUUCAACAACCUUCAGAAUGAUCUUGAAGAAAGGGCUUCUGCUUUAGAGAGCUUGACAGAAGUCAACAGUGAAAAGGAAGUAUUGGAAGCUGUGCUGUUGGAGCACAAAAACGAGAUCGAAGUGCUGAAAGGAGCAAUGGCCUCAGCUUCUAAGCAGUUUGAGGUUGAAUUGGCGCAUCGUGAUCUUGAAAUUGAUAAGUUCAAGCAUGAGGUUGGAGCACUCUCAGAGAAAUAUCUGCAUGAUAAGUCUACUAUUGAGGCUGAACUUAGAAACCUCCAGCGAGUUAUCAAGAAUUUGUUAGAUGACCUAGCAAAAAUGUCACAGGAGAAAUUGCAGCUCGAGUCUCAGAUUGAAGAGCUUGAACAGGCAGCUCACAGCUUAGAAUAUUCGGCUUCUGAGAUAGUGAAGCUGCAAGAAGUAAUGAAGAAUACACAAGCAGAGUUAGAAAAGGUUGCAGAGGAGAAAGAAGUACUCAAACAACGUAAUAUCGAAUUCGAGCAACUUAUUAAGGACUUUGAGGUUUCAGGUAGAGAGGUUGCUAAGCUACCAGAAACCAUCAAGAACCUGGAAGCCCAGCUAGAAAGAGCCUUAGAAGAGAAAUCAAUACUUCAAGACCGGAUCAAGGAGAUGGAACAAGUAACGUGUGAUUCAUUGGAGAAACAGUCACAGGAGCAGUCCUCUCUUAGUGCUGAUCUUUUAAAGUUGUCUGAAGUGAAUGCUUCUCUUGAAAGCAAACUGUCCUCCGUAGAGGCAGAGCUUAUGCAAGUCUAUGUUGACAAGGAAGAAGAAUCCCUCAACAGCGAGAAGCAAAUUUCUGUGCUGAAUCAAGAUCUUACUAAUCUCAGGAGCAAGCUCGAAUUAUUGUCAUCUGAGAAAGCCACAGUUGAUGAUAAGUUGGCCAAUCUGCUAACUGAUAUUAUGACUCGUGAUGAAAAUAUGAAGCAGAUGGAUCACCACCUGAAUCAGCUUCAGCUCGAGCACGCCAAGCUGAUGGCAGAGUCUGAAGUUGCGCGCAAGUCCUUGUCAGAGCUGCGUGCACGGGUUUCUGAGCUGGAGGAAGUGGUGGAGAAUCAGAAGCUUGUGAUCUCGGAGAGCGCCGAGGGAAAGCGGGAGGCCAUCAGGCAGCUGUGCUUCUCCCUUGAACACUACCGCAGCGGGUAUCAGCAGCUGCGGCAGCUGCUGCAUGGCCACAGGAGGCCAUUGGUGGUGGCAACCUGAUAAAUGAACGUGAUGCACAUCCUUCUUGGACGCCCAGCAUCGGCUUGCCAAUGAAACGCAUAGUUUCGUAUGUCUGGCCCUGUUCUUUCUGUAGCCUUGUUUUUUCACAACUUGUGCCGUGGAGCUUAUUCAGUUAUUAUGAAUGCUGUGGUAUGUGUGUAAAAUGUAAUGGGGUGGGAUGGUCGUGUCGUUCCUUUAUACUCCGAUGAGUUUUGUUCUUGUUGUCAGCUAUUGAAUAUUAUGAAUGUUGUGCUAGUAUGAUUUUGAUC
Phragmites australis (common reed) is the source of this 2536-nucleotide messenger RNA. RefSeq names its product protein NETWORKED 4B-like. The transcript has 2 exons. NCBI's taxonomy places the organism in Eukaryota, Viridiplantae, Streptophyta, Magnoliopsida, Poales, Poaceae. Bases 453 to 2267 code for a protein of 604 amino acids. The record is from RefSeq and is a predicted model, not a curated record. Gene Ontology annotation, molecular function: actin binding. Gene Ontology annotation, cellular component: vacuolar membrane.